This is a messenger RNA of Hyaena hyaena (striped hyena), 2812 nucleotides long. It is a transcript of the gene BAALC, whose product is annotated as BAALC binder of MAP3K1 and KLF4. The record is from RefSeq and is a predicted model, not a curated record. NCBI's taxonomy places the organism in Eukaryota, Metazoa, Chordata, Mammalia, Carnivora, Hyaenidae. The coding region runs from base 143 to 580 and encodes 145 amino acids. The transcript has 3 exons. Gene Ontology annotation, cellular component: cytoplasm.
CCUGGCUGCGCGCGGGCGGGAGCGGGGACGCGAUGCCGCCGCCGCCGCCUCCUCCGCGCGGGCCCGGGCUGCGCCGCCGGGGCUGAGCAGCCGCCGGAGCCGCGAGCCGAUCGGCCGCCGGGCGCUCCCGCAGCGCAGGAGGAUGGGCUGUGGCGGGAGCCGGGCCGAUGCCAUCGAGCCCCGCUACUACGAGAGCUGGACCCGGGAGACCGAGUCCACCUGGCUCACCUACACCGACUCGGACGCGCCGCCCAGCGCCGCCGCCACCGACAGCGGCCCCGAGGCGGGCGGCCUGCACGCGGGUGUGCUGGAAGAUGGACCGUCCUCCAAUGGCGUGCCCCGAUCUACAGCCCCAGGUGGAAUAUCCAAUCCGGAGAAGAAGAUGAGCUGUGGGACCCAGUGCUCGAAUCCCCAGAGCCUCACCUCAGGCCCUCUGACCCAGAAACAGAAUGGCCUUCGUACCACGGAGGCUAAAAGAGAUGCCAAGCGAAUGUCUGCAAAAGAAGUCACCAUUAAUGUUACAGACAGUAUCCGGCAGGUGGACAGAAGUCGAAGAAUCACGAAGAACUGUGUUAACUAGCAGAGCGUUCACCUGCAAGUGCAGACGGACAUCUUCGGUGCCCUCCACACACUGGAGCCCAUCGAGGGGUCUUGAGGAAGCGGCUGGCCCUUGCUGGAGGUGAACGCUGCUGAGUGCCUUGAGAGACUGUCCUACCUGGCAGCCAGCGGCCACCGGGGCUGCGGGGACCUUCUCGGCCUCCUGCUCACCCCAGAACUGUGCUGGCACAGGGCUCACAUGUGGUAGAUAGCUGCAAACGUGCAGUCACUUUGCCUCUUUGCAACUCCUGCAGCACGGUCUGAUGUAAAAGUGGUGAGCGAAGCCGCAGGCAGGUUUGUGACACAGAGGCCAGUAGUCCGAGCGCAGUUCCUGGGUGAGCGAUGCACAGGUGGGCUCCGAGCCCCCCGGCCGCGGCCGUGUGCGCUGUCACGGUCAGCCUGUCCAUCCGUUCUUUCUUUCUGAAUGCCACCGUCAGAAAGCUUACCGCGUUCACUUCAAAGCCGUCUUUCGCCCACCUGUAAACCCAGAUCUAGGAGAAAUCAAGGAACAGGGAAACCCGCUGUUACACCGGUUUCCUGAGCUCAGUACGAGACAGAUUCAGAUCCGGUUUCACACAAACUCAACCGCCCCCCCCAAACUCGCAUCGUGUUUUGAGAGGUCUCUGUGAUGCGGUCACACCCGUUUCUCCUCUGCCUUCAGUGUCCCCCCCCCCCCGUACUGGUGUCCAUGUCAGCCUCCGUACCACAACGUCGUGGUCACCGUGGUCCACUCAUCCAACCAGUACGGCCCGCAGGGCUCAGCCACACACUGCGUUUUCAGAGCGUUCCAGUUCUCCCUGCUUGUGCUCUUGAGUGUUUCUUCUCUCCAGUUGGGUCAUUUGCGAUUGUUAAUCAAAGCGUCAACACUGCUCACAUGAGGGAGAUAAUCCAGAACACACUGGCGGCACAUAGGGCUUCGCUUUGGUUCCUCCAAUGCGGAGCGAGGACUAUGACAUUUGCUGUCGUGAAGGAAUCGCUUUAGAAGGGCAGUGCCUAGUUGAUGUGCGGUCACAUUGACUGAUGCGCACCGUGUGAGAAAUCAGAGGCAGUAAAAACAAAUAUUUUGAUAGAUUAAAAUGAUCUAACACUUCUUUAAACACGUUCAGGUGGAAGUAUCUUCCUCCAAAGUAACGUAGCAUAAUUUUAAAGGAUUGUUAACAUGCCUGGACUGGCAAAGGUAGGACUAAAGUUGUACCAAAUGAUACCAAUAAACUCCAUGUUUAGCAGAGAUGGGCAGCCUGAUGGUGUGUGUUUAUAUAAUAUGGUCCAGAGAAUUGACAUGUGUAGGUUAACAUUUAGAAACUUGGCCUCAUUACCUGCCAAUUUUGUUAUUCCUCAAACACAAGCAAAUAGUAUUCCUCCUUCUCUCCCUUCCUUCCUUCCCUCCUUCCUUCCUCCUUCCCAGUCCUGCACCAGGCACCUUGCAGAUGCUAAGAGAUUUGAGUCUAGCCAGUCACCCUUGCAUAUCCUGAAUCUGACAGUGGACUUCAUAACUAGGGGACUAACUUAGACCCUAAGGGGUAGGGUGUGUGGUGAACUCUCACUUUUACAUUCAGGGUAGCCCUCUCUCCUAGACCAGCUCUGGGUGCUCUGUAAUCACUGCACAAGCCCUUUUACCAUAUGAAAAACUACAGUUUUCCCAAACUUCUAUCAUUUUGAUUCUUUGAGAAAGGACUUUUUAAGGAACUUCAUUGUUCUGUAUAUUAAAUAAUAAUACAAUACAAGCAACACCUGUGGCUCUGAUGGCCCCACUGGCAUUACUCUGCAGGAGACCCCAACUGCCAGAAGUUGGCCAUGAUCCUGCAGGUUCAAGGGCUCGUUCUCCCAGGGCACGUGUUUCUGUGUGGGGUGCUCCUUCCCCAGCCAUGCCCCUGUCUGCCGCGGACGACACCAGUUUCUCUCUACAGCCUCGCUUGUGCCUCAUGGAAAUGCUGCACCUUGUGUGGGAUGUGUUAACUGGAGAGGGGGGGUCUCUGUUUUAUGUAGAAACAAUGUCUCACUCUGGGGGAGACAGAAUGAAGGGGUAUACGAUCUUCCCCUCCCUGGCACGGUCUGGAUUCCACAAAGGUAGUGAUCAGAAGUUAAACCACGUUACUGGAAAUUCAUCUGCAACUUUUUCACGUGUGUAUGAAACAAGAACUGAUUCCCACUCUCCUAUCAACGUUAACACUUUCUAUUGCAAAGUUUGUGUCAAUAAAGUCAUCAAUUUCAAACA